Castor canadensis (American beaver) is the source of this 4012-nucleotide messenger RNA. It is a transcript of the gene Ppfibp1, whose product is annotated as PPFIA binding protein 1. Gene Ontology annotation, cellular component: presynaptic active zone. The record is from RefSeq and is a predicted model, not a curated record. Gene Ontology annotation, biological process: neuromuscular junction development. Lineage: Eukaryota; Metazoa; Chordata; Mammalia; Rodentia; Castoridae. Gene Ontology annotation, molecular function: protein binding.
GACUGGACCGGACGGGACGGGAUUUUCGCUGAGCGUGCUGGCGGCGGCCCUGUCGCCAGGGCUUUGAAGUCGGAAGGUGAAGCAGAACUUUGGGAACUAGUGCCCGCGGCCUUCCACCCCAGAUCUAGGUUGGAAUUUGCCCUCAACAAAUAAGAAAAUGAUGAGUGAUGCAAGUGACAUGCUGGCUGCAGCACUGGAGCAGAUGGAUGGGAUUAUAGCAGGUUCUAAGGCUCUUGAGUAUUCCAAUGGGCUUUUUGAUUGUCAGUCUCCUACCUCUCCAUUCAUGGGAAGUUUGCGAGCUCUGCACCUUGUGGAAGACCUGCGUGGAUUGUUAGAGAUGAUGGAAACAGAUGAGAAAGAAGGCUUGAGAUGCCAGAUCCCAGAUUCAACAGCAGAAACAUUGAUUGAGUGGCUUCAGAGUCAAAUGACAAAUGGACACUUACCUGGGAAUGGAGAUGUGUAUCAGGAAAGGCUAGCACGCUUAGAAAAUGAUAAAGAAUCCCUCGUUCUUCAGGUAAGUGUGCUAACAGACCAGGUAGAGGCUCAAGGAGAGAAGAUUCGAGACUUGGAGUUUUGUCUUGAAGAGCACAGAGAGAAGUUGAAUGCUACAGAAGAAAUGCUACAGCAGGAGCUUCUGAGUAGAACAUCCUUAGAAACUCAGAAGUUGGAUCUGAUGGCUGAAAUAUCUAACUUGAAGUUAAAACUGACGGCAGUAGAGAAGGAUAGACUGGAUUAUGAAGAUAGGUUCAGAGACACCGAGGGUCUAAUGCAGGAGAUCAGCGAUUUGAGGUUAAAAGUCAGUGAAAUGGAUAGUGAAAGGCUUCAGUAUGAAAAAAAGCUUAAAUCAACCAAAGAUGAACUGGCAUCUUUAAAGGAGCAACUGGAAGAGAAAGAAUCUGAAGUAAAAAGGCUGCAAGAAAAACUGGUUUGCAAGCUGAAAGGAGAAGGGAUCGAAAUUCUUGAUAGAGAUGAAAAUUUUAAAAAGAAGCUCAAAGAAAAAAAUAUCGAAGUACAAAAAAUGAAAAAAGCUGUGGAGUCUCUGAUGGCAGCAAAUGAAGAAAAGGAUCAGAAAAUAGAAGAUCUCCGACAAUGCCUGAACAGGUGCAAGAAAAUGCAAGAUGCAGUGCCCCAGGGCAAAACAGGCAAAGAUGGGGAAUAUGAAGAUCUGCUCAACUCCAGUUCCAUCUCCACCUUGUUGGAUGCUCAGGGCUUCAGUGAUCUAGAGAAAAGCACAUCAUCAAGUCCAGCCAUGGGAUCUCCCAGUCAUGACCUGUUCAACACAAGUGCUAUAAAAGAGUUCCACACCAGCAUCUUGCAAGUUUCGAUGCCUUCAUUAUUGCCAGCAUCUGUAGGGGCAGAAACUUCUGAAAAAUCAAAGUUGCCUCCUAAAUCAGAGACUUCAUUUGAAGAGAAUGAUGGAAGAAUAAUCCUUGGUGCUGCGGUUGAAACCCAGUUGUGUGAUAAUCUUCCAACUUCAAGUCUGCAAAAAUCCAGCAGCCUGGGCAACCUGAAGAAAGAGAUAUCAGAUGGGGAAAAGGAAUCUAUUCAGAAGACUUCAGAGGAAAAAGCUCCAGUAGAAAGUCACACGUUUGGAAGCCUCCCUCCCAAAGUCCCAGGACACCAUGCUUCUGUGGAUGACAACCCCUUUGGCACUCGAAAAGCCAGAUCGUCCUUUGGUCGGGGCUUUUUUAAAAUCAAAAGUAGCAAGAGGACAGCAAGUGCACCAAAACUGGAUCGUAAACGAAGUGCCAGUGCACCUUCCUUAGCUGAAACAGAAAAGGAGACAGCGGAGCACUUAGAUUUGGCUGGUACAUCUUCUCGGGCAAAAGACUCACAGGACACCAGUCCAUUCCAGAUGUCUCCACCAUCUCCAGAUUCCAGAAAGAAAUCCAGAGGUAUCAUGAGACUCUUCGGAAAACUUAGGAGAAGUCAGUCAACUACAUUCAACCCAGAUGACAUGUCUGAACCCGAAUUCAAAAGAGGAGGGACAAGGGCAACUGCAGGGCCCCGACUGGGUUGGUCUCGAGAUUUGGGACAGUCCAACAGUGACUUGGAUAUGCCGUUUGCCAAAUGGACCAAGGAGCAAGUUUGUAAUUGGCUUGCAGAACAAGGCUUGGGGUCCUACCUGAAUUCUGGCAAGUACUGGAUUGCCUCUGGCCAAACGCUUUUGCAGGCUUCUCAACAAGAUCUAGAGAAGGAACUUGGAAUCAGGCAUUCACUUCAUCGAAAAAAACUGCAGCUGGCACUGCAAGCCCUGGGAUCCGAAGAAGAAACAAAUCACGGAAAGCUGGAUUUCAACUGGGUCACUAGAUGGUUGGAUGAUAUUGGCCUCCCCCAGUAUAAGACCCAGUUUGAUGAAGGACGGGUGGAUGGUCGAAUGCUACAUUACAUGACUGUUGACGACUUACUGUCUUUGAAGGUUGUGAGUGUGCUGCAUCAUCUCAGUAUCAAGAGGGCCAUCCAGGUCCUGAGGAUCAAUAACUUUGAACCAAACUGCCUUCGGAGGCGGCCAUCUGACGAGAAUAACAUCACGCCAUCCGAGGUUCAGCAGUGGACCAAUCAUCGAGUGAUGGAGUGGCUGCGCUCUGUGGACUUGGCAGAAUAUGCCCCUAAUCUCAGAGGCAGUGGUGUCCAUGGUGGUCUCAUGGUUUUAGAACCUCGUUUUAAUGUAGAAACAAUGGCUCAGUUAUUGAACAUCCCACCUAAUAAGACCUUGCUGCGAAGACAUUUGGCCACUCAUUUCAACCUUCUGGUUGGUGUGGAGGCUCAGCACCAGAAGCGAGAUGUCAUGGAGUUACCAGAUUAUGUACUUUUAACAGCCACUGCCAAAGUGAAGCCAAAGAAACUUACCUUUAGCAAUUUUGGCAAUCUGAGAAAGAAGAAACAGGAAGAUGGAGAAGAAUAUGUUUGUCCAAUGGAAUUGGGACAGGCAUCAGGAAGUACCUCUAAAAAGGGAUUUAAACCUGGUUUGGACAUGGGCCUGUAUGAUGAAGAUGAUUUGGACCGGUUAGAGCAGAUGGAAGAUUCAGAAGGGACAGUAAGACAGAUAGGUGCGUUCUCUGAAGGCAUCAACAACCUUACACACAUGUUAAAGGAAGAUGACAUGUUUAAAGAUUUUGCUGCCUGCUCCCCCAGUGCCAGCAUUACAGAUGAAGACUCAAACGUUUGACCAUAACACCUGGAUAAGCACUAGGAACCCACCUUAGUUUUCAAAUAGCAUAUACAAAAACCAACAGAUUGUAUAUUGUUUCUUGUUCAAACUUCUGCUCAUUCAGAAGCGGAAAUGGAAGGCAGGGGACUCAUGCCUGUUCUGAAGUUGCCACGAAAAAUGAGACACUGGUGAAUGAGAGUAUAAUUGCUUUACUCUAUUUAAUGUAAAAAUCUGUAAGGUAUUAUAUUUAAAGCUGCAUUUAAGAUGAGUGUUUUACCAUAGUGUUUCAUUCACAUCCCCAGUGUGGAGGGCUUGGGGAGCAGUAACCAGUAUGUGAAUGACUUUGUCACAUCAUUGUGUUACUGCAGUCAUAGAAGCAGGACAUCUGUGCUCUCAAAGUAAUUCAUCAUGCAGAGUUUCCAGAAGCAUUCAUUGUGCCUGCUAAAUGCCAACUAUACCUCUGCUUGCCUCUUACUGUCUUGUUUUUAUAUAUUUUUCUAAGUAUAUGUAUAUAUACCAUACAUAAAAAUAGAACUUUUAUUUUGUGACCUAAGGAAGACAAUGAAAAGAUCAUAUUAAAAACAAAAGCAAAAGAACAGUGAUCUAAAUUUUCACAUAGCAGCUGAUUCCUGAAGAGAUCAGAAUGGUCUUUCUUUUUCUACAACUGAAUUUUUACAAUGUUCAUCCUUCAGACUAAACUAAUAUACAUGAAAUAUGUGUCUUUGAUGACAGCAUAGAAUUGUUGAAGUUUAAGAACUUCACCUUUACCAGGCAUCAGUGGCUCAUGCCGUAGCCUCGCUACUCCAGAGGCAGUGAUCAGGAAGAUCGCAAUACGAGGCCAGCCUGGGCAAAUAGUUUGUG